Messenger RNA from Anneissia japonica, 1772 nucleotides. RefSeq lists its product as uncharacterized. The record is from RefSeq and is a predicted model, not a curated record. Lineage: Eukaryota; Metazoa; Echinodermata; Crinoidea; Comatulida; Comatulidae. The transcript has 2 exons. The coding region runs from base 639 to 1445 and encodes 268 amino acids.
GCUUGGCGUUCCAUAGAAAUUACCGGCCGCUCAACUUGUCGGCGGCUCAACCGGUCAUAUCCCCUUUCACGCCAAGGACUCUACUACUAGGCCUAGUACUGAAAUUGGUACGUGUCGGCCUGGCUAUUUCAUUGUUAUGAUUGUUUCUCCCAUGGAGUGGAGGAAAGUAAUUUAUGCUUCUCCCAUUGCAAAGUCUUUUGCAGUGACAAACACCCGGCCGAUAAUGCAUUCCUGGCCUUAGGCGAUACACACAGCGUGAUCAUUUUCGGCCUACGUUUGGACCUAAAAUACAAGACUGAUUUAUUAGAUUUAAAUAUUCUGGAUUAUUGUGUGGGGUAUUAGAUCAUACAAUAGAUGUUCUAAUACAUCAAAUAAAAGGGUCAGAAUUCUUGGAAUUGAAUAGCCUUUUUUCAUGAAUCGGUAGGCAUCAUGAAGUGAUGACCAACAUUGCGAAUCAGCGGUGUAGUGCGUAACCAACACAAAUAAGAUAAGCUUUUGGGCUGAUUUUCUGACAUCAUGUUAUUUAAAAAAUCAUAACUCCAUAACGGGGCAUCGUAUCCAAAAUUUUUUCCGAUGUUAAGGGCCGAGUUGGUGUAUGGGCCCCAUCUACGCAGCUGCUUUCUGUAUGUACAGCAAAAAUGUCUUCAAAACCUGCUCAUGUUUUCCUCUGGACUAUUCCAAGAUCGGCUUCGACUGCCUUCACAAGAAGUAUGGAGGGUAUUCCAAAUGUAGCUAUCUAUCUUGAACCCUAUGGAUCUGCUGAGCAUUUUGGACCAGAAGGACGUCUCAUCCCGCAGAAUACGCCGCCGACGGAAACUGAAUAUACAUUCGACAAGGUUAAGCUUAUGCUUGAAGGUGAUGCACUAACUAACAAAUAUGUCUUCGUGAAAGACAUGGCUUACGGUGUACAUGGACGAUAUGACAAAAUUGCAAAAGGCUUUAAACAUUCUUUUCUUAUACGUCAUCCAGCAAAAACAUUUUCAUCUUAUUACAAAAUGAUGAAGAACGGUACAGGUGCUAAUGAUGUUGACUCUGAUUUUACAAACUGGCUCCCGGAAGGUCUCGCAUAUAAAGAGCUUUCGGAUCUGUAUAUUCAUAUUGAGAAAUUGGAGGGUCAAAAACCUGUUGUUGUAAAUGCAGAUGAUUUAGUUGAAAAUCCUAAAGAAGUUUUGAUGAAAUAUUGCGACGCUGUUGGCUUGCCAUACAGCGAUGAACUCCUUAGUUGGGACCGUAAACCCAAAGUGAAGUGGAAUAUGGCACAGGCAAUAUCGGACUUAGAUCCAAUAUUUAAUUGGUUUUCAAAUAGUUUAACUGCCGGGGGUUUUAAGAAAUCUCUUUCUAAACCUCUUCCUGUUCUCAAAGACCUGCCAAAAACAGUGCAGGAAUGUGUAGAGAAAUCCAUGCCUUACUACGAUAAACUGAACUCUUUUUGUAUUCGACCGUGAAUUUAAAACUAUAGCAUUCAAAUCUCAAACUAUUUAACUUCUUUAAUGUAAUUAAACAAAGUUUUGGAAACUCGGCAAAGAUCUUUAACAGGUCCAAAUUUUCUUUGGAAUUAUCUGAUUUUUUAGAAGAAAAUUGAGUUAGGCAGAAACGCUAAGGGCAAAUGUCAAAAUUACUGUAUUUGAAAUUGUUUAUUUUUACUAUACUUUUUAUCUUAAUAACAAUUCUUUUCAGAGAACAUUAUGGUAUUGAAGUGAAUCAUUUCUAAUAGUCCUCAAUUAUUUUAUGUUUGUACAUAUCAAUAAAAUCAUUACUGAUCCAUCUGAACU